Oncorhynchus keta (chum salmon) is the source of this 3152-nucleotide messenger RNA. Its product is annotated as extracellular calcium-sensing receptor-like. Bases 34 to 2682 code for a protein of 882 amino acids. Lineage: Eukaryota; Metazoa; Chordata; Actinopteri; Salmoniformes; Salmonidae. Gene Ontology annotation, molecular function: G protein-coupled receptor activity. The record is from RefSeq and is a predicted model, not a curated record. The transcript is spliced from 7 exons. Gene Ontology annotation, biological process: G protein-coupled receptor signaling pathway. Gene Ontology annotation, cellular component: membrane.
UGUAUUACUCCGUACCUUCUACACAUCAGGGGAAUGAGGCUGUCUCCGGCUCCUGCUCUCGGUCCAAGUCUCGCUGGUAGUCUGGUUCUACUCCAUCUAGCUGUGGUGGCUGGUGGGCUCGCCUUGCUCUCGUCUGCCUCUGCCUCUGCCUCUGCCUCUGGGAUGGAGUCUGUCAGAUGCAGGCUCCAAGGCACCCCUCGUCCUCCGGCGUUCUCCCAGGACGGGGACUUUGUCAUCGGGGGUGUUUUCUCCAUGCACUACUACAUGCACUCUGUGGAUCACAGCUACACCAGCCUGCCUGAGCCCUUGCAGUGCACAGGGAGUAUGGAUCCCCGUGAGUUACGCUUCUCACGCGCCAUGGUCUUCGCAGUUGAGGAGAUAAACAACAGUUCAGACCUUCUACCAGGUGUCACACUCGGUUAUCAAGUGCACGACUCGUGCUCCUCGGUCCCCAUGGCCAUAAAAGUGGCCUUCCAACUGGCUAACGGCCUGGAUCCCAUGUUUGAUACCGGAGAACAGUGCUCUGGGUCGGCUACGGUGACAGCUAUCGUGGGCGAGUCUGGCUCCACGCCAACCAUCAGCAUGUUGCGCAUCAUCGGCCCUUUCGGCAUUCCUCAGGUGAGCCACUUUUCCACCUGCGCGUGUCUGAGUGAUAAGAAACAGUAUCCAACCUUCUUCAGAACCAUCCCCAGUGAUCAGUUCCAGGCUGCCGCUCUGGCCCACCUCAUCAGGCACUUCGGCUGGACCUGGAUUGGGGCGGUCCGUUCCGACUCUGACUACGGUAAUAACGGGAUGGCGGCUUUCCUAAAGGCAGCACAAGUGGAAGGCAUCUGUGUGGAGUAUUCUGAAGCCUUCUACCGUACCAACCCACUCAGCAGAGUGCAACGGGUGGCCGACGUGAUCCGCAGCUCCACAGCCCGGGUGGUGGUUGCAUUUGCAGCCACUGGGGACAUGAGGAUCCUGCUGAGGGAGAUGGAACGCCUGCCCUCUCCGCCCCGCCAGUGGAUCGGGAGCGAGACCUGGGUCACUGACCCAGAUAUGCUGCGCUUUGCAAUGUGUGCCGGGGCCAUCGGAUUUGGCAUCCAACGCUCUGUCAUCCCCGGCCUCAGGGACUUCCUCCUGGACCUCUCCCCACAGAAGGUGUCCAACUCUCCCCUGCUCACUGAGUUCUGGGAGGGAGCCUUUGGCUGCCAGCUGGGGACCUCUACAGGUGUUGGGGUUGAAGAGAAGGUGUGUGAUGGCAGUGAGGAUAUACAGCAGCUACAGACCCCCUACACAGAUACAUCCCAGCUGCGUGUCACUAACAUGGUGUAUAAAGCUGUUUAUGCCAUAGCACACGCCAUCCACAGCAUCGUUUGUGAAGAGAGAGAAAACUCCACUGUUUACUGUGACAAUCACCUCCAUGUGAAGCCAACACAGGUCCUGGAGAGAUUGAGGAGGGUGAACUUCUCUCGUAACGGGUACCAGGUGUCUUUCGAUGCUAACGGGGACCCAGUGCCCACAUAUGAGCUGGUCAACUGGCAGAUAGGAGAGAGUGGGAAGAUGGAGUUUGUGACAGUGGGGCGCUAUGAUGCGUCCCUGCCUCCUGACCAGAGGUUUGACAUGGAGAGGGAAAUCACCUGGGUAAAGAACAGUACACAAGUACCUGUGUCAGUGUGCAGUGAGAGCUGUCCCCCAGGCACUCGUAAGGCUGUACAGAAAGGAAAGCCUGUAUGCUGUUAUGACUGUAUCCAAUGUGCAGAGGGAGAGAUCAGUAAUAACACAGAUUCUUCAGACUGUCUGAUCUGUCCCGAAGAGUACUGGCCCAACGCUGAGAGAGACCUCUGUAUCCUUAAACCUGUUGAGUUCCUGUCCUUCCACGAGGUCCUCGGAAUCAUCCUGACCGCCUGCUCUGUGGGCGGGGCUUGUCUGGCCAUCGCCACGGCAACCGUCUUCUACCGCCACCGAACUUCGGCCAUCGUCAGGGCCAACAACUCUGAGCUGAGCUUCCUGCUGCUCUUCUCCUUGACUCUGUGUUUCCUGUGUUCUCUUACUUUCAUUGGCCGGCCCUCUGAGUGGUCCUGUAUGCUGCGUCACACAGCGUUUGGGAUCACCUUCGUCCUCUGCAUCUCUUGUGUUCUGGGGAAAACAAUAGUGGUGUUGAUGGCCUUCAGGGCUACACUUCCAGGCAGUAAUGUCAUGAAAUGGUUUGGCCCUUCACAGCAGAGAUUGACUGUAGUGUCCUUCACGUUUGUCCAGGCUUUGAUAUGCACGCUGUGGUUGGUCCUGUCCCCUCCCUUCCCCAUUAAAAACCUCACUACCUACAAGGAAAAGGUCCUUCUCGAGUGUGACUUAGGCUCUGUAGGGGCAUUCUGGGCUGUGUUGGGUUAUAUAGGUCUCCUGUCUCUCUUGUGCUUUGUGCUGGCGUUUCUGGCUCGGAAGCUGCCUGAUAACUUCAAUGAGGCCAAAUUCAUCACCUUCAGCAUGCUCAUAUUCUGUGCAGUCUGGAUCACCUUUAUCCCAGCUUAUGUCAGCUCUCCUGGGAAGUUGACUGUAGCUGUGGAGAUCUUUGCCAUCAUCACCUCUAGCUUUGGGUUGUUCUUUCUAUUAUUUGUUCCUAAAUGCUUUAUUAUUCUGUUCAGGCCGGAGAAGAACACCAAGAAACACCUUAUGGAGAAGACAUCCAAUGAUAAACGUUAUUAAGAAAUGAUCGAGUGGAAAACACAUUGUAACGUUCAGUUAUAUGGUUUAUCAUACAGUUAGGUAGGACGACUCUGACAGAGAUGAACAACAAUUUAGCAGGUAAUCAUUGGUAACAUUGUAACAAUCAGUUAUAUGGUUUAUCAUACAGUUAGGUAGGACUAAUCUAACAGAGAUGAACAACAAUUUAGCAGAUAAUCAUUGGUAACAUUGUAACUAUUAACAUGCAACAGGGUCAAUUUAGAUAUUCCAAUGUUAUGAGAGAUUGUUAAAAUCUAGUGUUAAAAUCUAAUUAGACCUGCUAAAUGAUGUGAUUAGCAGUAGCCUACAGAGUGGAACCACUUCCAUGUUGUUGGAGAAAAGCUUUAUUCCUUUAUGAAUUGAUAUAACAUUGAAGUGCAUGUGUUCAAUUGAUAUUGUAGUUCAUCAUAGUGUAUAUUAUAAUAGUAUAAUAUAAUAAACAUUUUCAGAUA